Abrus precatorius (Indian licorice) is the source of this 783-nucleotide messenger RNA. RefSeq names its product metallothiol transferase FosB-like. Lineage: Eukaryota; Viridiplantae; Streptophyta; Magnoliopsida; Fabales; Fabaceae. The record is from RefSeq and is a predicted model, not a curated record. The transcript is spliced from 3 exons. Bases 113 to 715 code for a protein of 200 amino acids.
UAUAUAAACUCAUUGUGAGGUUGCUUCCUAAGCAGCACAUUUACACAUAUCCCUUAAUUUGGCAUUGUGAGUGUUUGAAGAGAGUGUGUGUGAGAGAGAGAGAAACAGAGAUAUGGGGCAAAUGGAAGAAGGGUCAUUGGUUUCAUCAAAAGAAAUGCCUCUGCCAAUGCUUUCACUGAACCACGUUUCUUAUGUAUGCAAGAGUGUGAGUGAGUCUGUGAAAUUCUAUGAGAAUGUGCUGGGAUUUGUGCUCAUUAAGAGGCCAUCUUCUUUCAAAUUUGAAGGGGCAUGGUUAUUCAAUCAUGGCAUUGGCAUUCACCUACUAGAGUCAGAUAAGGUUCCGGUGGCAAAAAGAGAGAUCAACCCCAAAGAAAAUCAUAUUUCCUUUCAAUGCUCUGACAUGAAACUUGUACUAAAAAAACUCGAUGCAAUGAACAUAAAGUAUGUGACAGCAGUGGUGGAAGAUGGAGGAAUUCAAGUUGAUCAGCUAUUCUUCCAUGACCCAGAUGGAUAUAUGAUAGAAAUAUGCAACUGCCAAAAUCUCCCUGUGCUUCCUAUUUCUUCGUGCCCUCUAAAUCAGGCUAGUAUCAAUUACAGAAAAGAUCAAGCACCAUCUUUCUAUGGAGAAGGAACCUUGAAGAUUAACUGCUUUGCAGAAGAAGCUUUGCUGAUGAUGGAGAAUUUGAUGGUGGAUAUGUUGAAGAUUUCAAUAUGAGAUUUGACAAUGGGAUUUGUUGCAAUUUUCCUCAUCAUUUUGUAAAAUGUUUUUGAAAUAAUUCUUAA